AUGGGAAGAAACUGGAAACGACAACAAAAUCUCCAGAAUGUUCUGCAAAUUCCUCAUAUCUCAGUCCCUCCCUCAGCUUCUGACACCUCCCUGCUGAAGAACCUAACCCGAGGGCAGCAGUGCUACCUUUACAGCAUCAUGAGGAUUUAUGACUCCAGGCCCCUGUGGGAGGCCCUGCAUACCUGCUAUAUUCACAGCUUUGUGCACCAACAGCGGCUGGGUUGUAUCACUCAGCAGGAAGCCUCAUGUUGUGCUACUGUCCUUAGAGAUUCAACCAAGAUCGCCUCAGCCAAGGUGGCUCCUCAGAGGACCAUUUCCCAGAAGUCUUCAACCAUGACAAGGAAAUGUCUGUCAGCAGUCCCCAAGCCUGGGGUUGGACCAAAGACCCACAGCAAGGGGUGCAGAGCACGAGAAGCAGAGGCUUUGGACAGUCUCUAA
Molecule: messenger RNA, 438 nt
Organism: Castor canadensis (American beaver)
Lineage: Eukaryota; Metazoa; Chordata; Mammalia; Rodentia; Castoridae
Gene: Fam216b
Product: family with sequence similarity 216 member B
Source: RefSeq, a predicted model, not a curated record